GUGUGUGUUUGUGUGAGUGUGUGUUAGUGAUGAGGACCAUUGCCACUCUGCUCUCUCUCUGGUUUUUGGUUAACACUGGCAUCAAUGCUGCUCAAACAGGUUCAAAAUGUGGGAUUCCUCAGGUGUGGAGCCCGAUGGUUCACUCUAUGAGGAUUGUCGGUGGGGCCGAGGCCACAUACGGAUCACAUCCAUGGCUAGUUUCCUUGCAGAACAAGGACUCUCAUUUCUGUGGAGGGGCAAUCCUGAAUGAUCGCUGGAUAAUGACCGCUGCACACUGCUUUGCAUCCCUCUCAAAAGAGUUUCUCAGUGGUUUGAGAGUGGUGGUUGGAGAGUUUGACCAGAGAAUAAAAGAUGAAGAGGAGCAGGUCUUUCUCAUCAAGUCUGUCUCAGUCCACGAAAGGUACCAUCAUGCGUUGCCUAUGAGCUAUGACAUAGCACUGAUGGAGUUGGAACAGCACAUUCGCCUGGGACCCCGAGUCCAGCCAAUAUGUCUGCCUCUGCCCAAUGACAGCAUUCAACCUGAAACCAGAUGCAGUGUGGCUGGAUGGGGCAGGAUGAAGGAAAAGGGUCGUCUUCCUGCGGUGCUGAGAGAGGUCCAGUUAGACUUGCUGGACCCAGCCAAAUGUAAAUAUGUCCUCCAGACUGUCAAAAGUUCAAUUCUUAACCAGAGACAAGCUAGACUUCAGCCAGCCAUGACAGUCCUGUGUGCCGGGCCAGAUAAAGGAGGGAAAGAUGCAUGCCAGGGGGACUCAGGGGGUCCGCUGGUAUGUCCGGCAGGUUCAGGCGGCGGUCAUUGGGUAGUGCUGGGUGUAACUUCCUGGGGGAAGGGAUGUGGUCGGAGCUGGGGAAACAACAGCAGCCGCGCCCCUUCCAGGAGAGGAUCUCCCGGGGUUUUUACUGAUGUCAGGCUGCUGCUGCCCUGGAUAAAGCGUAAACUGAGAGAGGCUGAUGAUCAGCAGCUAGCUGAUGAGCAGCAGCAAGCAACAACUUCAUCAAAACUCUGCAGCGUGAGAGAUGGGCAUGUAACUGCCAGUAAGGGAGUAUUCAGAAACCCCGCUCUCCCUGGGGAUCACUAUGACAACAACCAGUUGUGUGUGUGGAGCAUCAGUGUUCCUCCAGGUUAUAGUAUUCUUUUGGAGUUUGAUUAUUUUGAUCUGGAAAAUGACCUUCAGUGUCGCUAUGAUCGACUCACUGUCUCAGUAGGGACCCAUAGGCCUGUUGGGAUCUUCUGUGGAAGUGUCCUUCCUGGCCCAGUGCUCCUGAAUAAUUCCCAGUAUGCAACACUUCUCUUCUCCUCUGACAUUAACAGAGCAAGAAGUGGCUUUGUCAUUAGGCAUCGAGCUGUCCAGGGACACUAUAAUCUUGGAUGCGGGACAGUUGUUCUAGUUGAGGAUCAGACUGCCCUACAUAGUCCAAAUUACCCACAAUUCUACAAUAAUGACUGUGUCCUCCGCUGGGUUGUCUAUGCUCCACAGGGGCACGUUGUUAAGCUAGACUUUGCUGAUUUUUACCUGGAAGAGUCAGACGGAUGCUUGUAUGAUUCCCUCACUAUCCUGGGAGAUGUGGAAGGAACAGAGGAGAUUGUGGUGCUGUGUGGUGGCAGUAUUCCUCCUUCUGUCCUGUCCUACCACAGUGUCAUGGUGCUUCAGUUCUCGUCAGACAGCAGCAUCACACGUAGGGGCUUCAGUGCUACACUGACAUUCAUCAGCCGUACAGAACUUCAUGAUCAGGACACAGGUGUGGAGAGUCAAAGAGAGGGUCUUAGAGAUCACCAAGAUGUUUUGGCAGCUAACCAGCGAUACGUAACAUCAUAUGUUAAUUUGGAUGCAGAAGACCCAGUUGUGCAGCAGUCCAGCAACAGAGACCUGUCCUACCAGGGUGAUGUGGACCAUAAGAUAUCAAAGGGUCCCAGACUGCAUAUGGACAAAGGCUCAGAUGAUGAAGACUACAGCGGAGAGUACUCAAGGAGUGGGAAGUAACCAACUA
Molecule: messenger RNA, 1986 nt
Organism: Perca flavescens (yellow perch)
Lineage: Eukaryota; Metazoa; Chordata; Actinopteri; Perciformes; Percidae
Gene: ovch2
Product: ovochymase-2
Exons: 16
Coding region: 30-1979 (649 amino acids)
Biological process (GO): acrosome reaction; proteolysis
Molecular function (GO): serine-type endopeptidase activity
Source: RefSeq, a predicted model, not a curated record